Molecule: messenger RNA, 2847 nt
Organism: Nanorana parkeri
Lineage: Eukaryota; Metazoa; Chordata; Amphibia; Anura; Dicroglossidae
Product: zinc finger protein 850-like
Exons: 5
Coding region: 1-2847 (948 amino acids)
Biological process (GO): negative regulation of transcription by RNA polymerase II
Molecular function (GO): DNA-binding transcription repressor activity, RNA polymerase II-specific
Source: RefSeq, a predicted model, not a curated record
AUGAGGACAUCCAUAGAGGAGGACACUCCUACACAGACCAGCACAGUCCAUGGACAGGACGUCGGGAAGAUCUCAGAGGAACGUCUCUCGUUGUCUCCAGAAGAUGAGGACGUCACACAGUGUAGUCCGGGAGAAGACCAUAAUGUCCAUCAGGUGCCCCACAGUGUGGACGGACCAUCGUAUUCCUCUAAUCCUGAGGAACCUCAAACCGGGAGGGGCGGGGCCGUCCUUCCAACAGAUAAGAGGUUUCCCUGUGCUGAGUGCGGGAAAUGCUUUCAUUUUAAUUUUGAACUUAAUGCGCAUAAACCAUGUCAUUCAGAUGAGAAGCCGUAUUCCUGUCCUGAGUGCGGGAAAGGUUUUUCACAGAGGUGCAAUCUUUCCAUGCAUCAGAGAUCCCACACAGGAGAGAAGCCCUUUUCCUGCACUGAGUGCGGGAAAAGUUUUACUGCACAUCAUUGUCUUAUUGAACAUCAAAGAUGUCAUACAGGGGAGAAGCCAUAUUCUUGUCCUGAAUGCGGGAAAUGUUUUUCACGGAAGGCUCAUGUUACCAGACAUGUGCAAUCUCACACGGGGGAGAAGCCGUAUUCUUGUCCUGAAUGCGGGAAAUGUUUCGCACGGAAGUCCCAUGUUUCCAGACAUGUGCGAUCUCACACGGGGGAGAAGCCGUAUCCUUGUACUGUGUGUGGGAAAGGUUUUUCACAGAUGUCCGAUCUUUCCAUACAUCAGAUAUCUCACACAGUGGAGAAGCCGUAUUCCUGUCCUGAGUGUGGGAAAAGUUUUGCCAAAAAAUCAGAUUUGGAUGGACACAAAAAAUCUUACUGCGACACAAAGCCGUAUGCCUGCUCGGAGUGUGGGAAAUGUUUUUCACACAGGUGCAAUCUUUCCAUGCAUCAGAGAUCCCACACAGGGGAGAAGCCCUUUACCUGCACCGAGUGCGGGAAAAGUUUUACUGCACAUCAUUGUCUUAUUGAACAUCAAAGAUCUCACACAGGGGAGAAACCAUAUUCUUGUCCUGAAUGCAGGAAAUGUUUUUCACGGAAGUCUCAUGUUACCAGACAUCUGAUAUCUCACACGGGGGAGAAGCCGUAUUCCUGUCCCGAAUGCAGGAAAUGUUUCGCACGGAAGUCACACCUUUCCAGACAUUGGGAAUGUCAUUCAGAUGAGAAGCCGUAUUCCUGUCCUGAGUGCGGGAAAAGUUACAGGUGGAAACUGUCACUCGUCAGACAUCUCAGGUCUCACACAGGGGAGAAGCCGUAUUCCUGUCCCGAAUGCGGGAAAUGUUUUUCACAGACGUCCUACCUUUCCAUACAUCAGAGAUCUCACACAGGGGAGAAGCCGUAUUCCUGCACCGAGUGUGGGAAAAGUUUUGCCAAAAAAUCAGAUUUAGAUAGACACCAAAAAUCUCACUGGGACGAAAAGCCGUAUUCCUGCUCGGAGUGCGGGAAACAUUUUUCACAGAAGUCCCAUCUUUCCAUACAUCAGAGAUCCCACACGGGGGAGAAGCCGUAUUCCUGCACCGAGUGUGGGAAAAGUUUUCCUGCACAUCAUUGUCUUGCUGCACAUCAAAGAUCUCAUACAGGGGAGAAGCCAUAUUCUUGUACAGAUUGCGGUAAAAGUUUCCGAUUGAAAACGGCACUUGUCAGACAUCAGACAUCUCACACGGGGGAGAAGCCGUAUUCCUGCCCUGAAUGCGGGAAAUGUUUUUCACGGAAGUCCUAUGUUUCCAGACAUCUGAGAUCUCACACGGGGGAGAAGCCGUAUCCUUGUAAUGUGUGUGGGAAAUGUUUCUCACAAAAGUCUUCUGUUACCGAACAUCAGAGAACCCACACAGCGCUCAAGUCGCAUUCCUGCCCUGUGUGCGGGAAAAGUUGUGGCACAAAAUCACUUUUAAAAAGACACCAAAAAACUCACACUGGUGAGAAGCCGCAUUCCUGCUCAGAGUGUGGGAAAUGCUUUUCUCAUAAGUUUAAUCUUUCCAGACAUCUGAGAUCUCACACAGGGGAGAAGCCAUAUUCCUGCACAGAGUGCGGGAAGGGUUUUGUCACAAAAUCACUUUUAGAUAUACACCAAACGUCUCACACGGGUGAGAAGCUGUAUUCCUGCCCCGAGUGUGGGAAAAGCUUUCUUGAUCAAUCAGAACUGCUCAGACAUAAAAGCUCUCACAUAGGGGAGAAGCCUUAUUCCUGUUCUGAAUGCGGGAAAUGUUUUUCACUAAAGUCUUCUCUUUCCGUACAUCAGAGAUCUCACACAGGGGAGAAGCCAUAUUGCUGCCCUGAGUGUGGGAAAUGUUUUUAUUCAAAAUCCCAUCUUCUUUUGCAUCAAAGACAUCAUACGGGUGAGAAAUCGUAUCCCUGUCAUGAGUGUGGGAAAAGUUUUUAUUUUGAAUGUUAUCUUAUUAUGCAUAAAAGAUGCCAUACGGGUGAGAAGCCAUAUUUGUGCCCGGAGUGCGGAAAAGGUUUUUCUCGGAAGUCCCAUCUUUCCAGACAUCAGAGGACUCACACAGGGGAGAAGCCGUACUCCUGCACUGAGUGCGAGAGUUGUUUUACCCAGAAAUCCCAUCUUGCCAUACAUCAAAGAUCUCACACCGGGGAGAAGCCAUUUUUCUGCUUAGAGUGCGAGAAAUGCUUUUCCCGGAAAUCGGAUCUGGUUAAACAUCAAAGGCUUCAUACAGGGGUGAAGCCGUACUCUUGCCAAGAGUGCGGGAAAAGUUUUUCGCAGCAGGGCCAUUUUCUACGUCAUCAGAGAAGUCACGCGGGGGAAAAGCCAUAUUCCUGUAAUGAGUGCGGGAAACGUUUUUCCAAAAAGUCCUGUCUUACCAGACAUCAGAGGACCCACACGUCCGUGUAG